CUAAUCAGUUAUUAUUAUUAUUAGGAGAACACAUUGGAAAUUAUGAAAGAUAUAUUAUAAUAAUGUUUAUAUUUAACGUUUGUAUUCAAAGUUUUCUUUACAUAUAUCGCAUAUUCUAAAUAAUAAUAAUUUUACAAUGAAAACACGAGUCUGCCAGGCCACCAGGUCGCCAACUUUGUCAAGAUAGCCAGAUUUGUUCAUUCUGUAUUUUUCUUGUCAGAUCACGUCAAAAAAUAUGUCUCUGGAUAAUGUUUUUAUCAAAUUACAUUUUGUAUUUAUAGUUCACUAAAAUCAUGUAGAAAUCGGAGAUGAUUUUCGGAAAUAUAAUAAACUUUUUGCAUUACUUCUUUUAUUGUUAAAAGAUUUGCACAAACAAAAGCAAAACAUAAUUAUAAACAAGUCAAAGGCGAUGGAUUCAAAAGUAGCAAAGAUGAUAUUUCUUCCUGCAGCUCAACGACACUGGUUUUCAGCUUGCAAAUGCAAUUGCAAUUGCUCGCACAGAAAGCAAGGUAAAAACUUCUCAAUCGGAUUCGAUGACUUCGGUCUUUUGUAUUGUUUCUAAACAAAAAUCGUCCCGUUGGCCGGAAUAAGUGAGUAAACAUUUGAAAAUCCCUGGUUGCUGAUUGGAUGUUUAGACUAAUUAAACUAUACAUAUUCAAAGAUAGAUAAGUGAAAAACGUUCGAGACCUCUAGAAAAUAUAAACUGUCAGAAGACAGAGGAAUUUUGUAUUCAGCAGUUUACAGAUAAAAGUGUAAAAAUGCUGAUGAAAGGUUGGGCAGUCUUGUGCUACGUUUAUAUUGUAUUUGGGGAUAAUGAGGAACAAACGUGUUACUCAAGGUUUGAUUACGACGAAAAAAUGCUUACUAAAUUAGUAAAACUUGAAGAAAAAAUAAAAAAGAUGGAAAAGCUUAUCAAAAAGCGGAUAAAUUUUGAAACCUCACUUGAAGGGACUGUCGCAUUCACAGUUACUGAUCCUGCUAAUGUCUUUACUUUGGGUUCUUUGACAUUCGCUACGGUUAUAUCGAACGACGGAGAUGCUUUCAACUCAUCUACAGGAAAAUUUAUUUGCCCUAUCAGCGGAAUGUAUUACUUCAGCCUGCAUCUUGUGACUGUAACCGAAGAUACUUUUAUACAAAUGGGAUGUUAUAUAACAAAAAAUGGGUUAAAUAAAGUACGCGUUUACACGGAAGCACCAGAAAAUGGGGCAUUUAGGAGUCAGACAAUCUAUGGUGUGUCCAACUCUGUAUAUCUGAAACUUGCAAAGGGCGAUGUUGUUACCGCAGGAGACUGUAAUCGGAAUGCAGAAGCAAAACUGAAGUCUUGGUCAUCAUUUAGUGGAUAUUUAGUCAGGCCGAUUAUGUAAAUGACGCAACGUAGAGACACAAUUCGUUGAAAGAUGCUGAUAUAGACGAUAUAUGUAAGACAGUAAUUAAGCCGUACACAUGCAAGUGUAUUAAACAAUGACAUCAAAGAUGUAGAGGUUUAAUUCUUACGGUUUUAGGUGUAUAUUUUAUGUAAUAUUCAGUAUACAGAUACAUGAUGAAUCUAUUCUCAAAUUACAGCGGUACGCCUGACAAAGGUGUAAAGAUGAUACAAAGUCUUCGACUGUUGAUCCAAGUUGUAUCUAAAAGUUGCAAACAAUUAUAACUGGUUUUCUGGUAUUGAUGGUACAGCCGAAGACGUCAAACACGCGUCACUUUAUGACACACUGGCAGAACUAACUCAGUCAGUUGGACAUUUUCUUAAUAGAAGAGUAAAGUGAAAUCUUAUCACUGUUGUAGCUGCAUGAUGAUUGAAGUAAUUAUAUCAGAUCACUUAUGUAACAACCAGUUACAUGUAAAAUCAAUCAAGCCAUUUUGGGCAUUCACUGAUAAAAGAAAACACGUAUUCAAGCCGCUGCCUUCCACAUUUCAGUCGAUUAUUUACUCUUCAGAUUCAAGUAAACUAAACUCUAUUAUACUUUACUAUAAAUAAAAACAAUACAGCCCGUUGAAAUCGACUAUAAUGACCGCUGUUGACGAAUCCAUGACGGCACAGUGUGCUUUACGCGCCAUAAUCUUAAUAUAUUCUGGCGUCGAUGUAAUAACCUCUUAAUAAUUUCUCUUUAAGUUAUGAGAAUUACCUAUAGUGUAGAGUGCGAACAUUUAUGUUUGAUACUAGGAAUGGUUGUCGGAGAAAUAGUCGAAAGUGAUUGCACUUCUUAACCUGUGUUAUUUAUGACUAUAUAAUGGGACAUUGGAUUUCAAAAUUGUUUAAAAUUGUAUACAGAAAAACUUCUCUUCGUGACGAUGGUAGAAAAACGUUAGCAGUGUAAACUUUUAAAACAAAAUCUAAAAUGGAAGAUUGUUGAUGAAAUAUAUUUUCUACGAUGUGCAGAGCUGGUGUAUGACAUUGUACAUUACAGUCGAACGUCGUUCGCUCGAUUUCGACGGGAUCCUUAAAAUGUGUUCGAAUUAUCGACAGUUCGAGCUAUCAAACAAUAUACACUUUAUAAGGAUUUUGCACGGACCUGAUAAUGAGUUCGAGCUAAAGGUGGUUGAUGAAUUAUCCGAGUUCAAGCGAACGAAGUUUUACUGUAUAUUGUAACUAAACAGAUACCCGUAUAUUUGGAUAUGUCCAAUAUGGCCUCUCAAAACAAACAAACAAGCCAAGAGAAAAAAAAUUGGUCAUCAUUUAAGUCCUUGAAGAUGUUUACAUCGUUCUACGUCUUUUUCAAAUUUAGUACUCAACUUUGGUCAGUAACCCUGGUAAUGCCUAAAGAAGUAAUCACUUUAUUGGCAUGGUGAAUUGUAUUGUAUUUACCAUAAAUAGAUUUUAAGUGUUCAAAUUUGUAACAAAUGUUUCAAAAGCUUUGUUUUUAUUGUUAGUAAAAUAAACAUAUUUCGACUUCAAGGUA
Mercenaria mercenaria is the source of this 2897-nucleotide messenger RNA. RefSeq names its product complement C1q-like protein 4. The transcript has 2 exons. Lineage: Eukaryota; Metazoa; Mollusca; Bivalvia; Venerida; Veneridae. Gene Ontology annotation, molecular function: protein binding. The record is from RefSeq and is a predicted model, not a curated record. Bases 759 to 1364 code for a protein of 201 amino acids.